UGGCCCGACGCCUCAGCCCCAUCAUGCUGGGCACACCUCGAUAGUGGUUCACGAGGAUGAGUUCUUCUUCGGCAGUGGAGGCAUUUCCAGCUGUCCGCCCGUAAGUGCCUCCUGUGUGGGACCCUUGCCUUUGCUGCCUCUGAUCCCUCUGUGAUUCCUGCAGGAGAACGCAUGGGGUCGCUCAGCUUCCUACCGAAUGCCACACGAAUGCUUUCAAAGCUACAUUUCUGAGACCUUCUCACAUACCGUCCCACAAGCGACUGACCAUCUCUUAGGGGUAUUCUUCCCAGUCUGCUAAAGUUGUGAGUGAGGAUCGGUUGUUGGGCAAAUCUUCUGUAGAGGAUUUCUAAAGGGAGAGGGACGAGAUUCGUACAGAGCUAACGGUGUGCCUGAGCUGCCCGUCUGCUCUGGGGACGGGGGGGGCGGGGGACACUCAUCUGCGAGACUGUGGCUCUAUCGGGGCCUGUUUUGUCGCCUGACCCCUCUUGCUCGUUUCUUCCCUCGGCUCUCUGGAGUAAUCAGAGGGACCCUCGUGCCUGAGAUUUGACCAUAGACUGCUACAGGGCAGUCAGUGCUUCAAAACCCACCGUUGGCCCAACCUUCCAAAUAAAAAAAUGAUGAUAAUAAUAAGCAUAAUAACUUGAUUGUCCAUAAAAACAUCUCAUCCUACUGAGUUUUUUGCCCCUUGAAUUUCCAAAGGAAGAAGCGGCAUAUUUUUUCAUGAGUUUGACUAUAGAGAAAUGGAUCGUUAAAUGAAACACCUUCUGGUGCCCUGGACCUCCGUCUGUGAAUCAGAGUCAGGGUCCACAUGACUGCACACACACCUGUCACACAAAUGACAUGGAGAAGCAGCCUGGACUGAAAGGCAGGCUAGUGGAAAUCAGGUUUAGAUCAUCACAACGUGUACUGCUUAAGCUCCAAGGGGAUGCAGGAGCUCCAGUUAAUAGAGAGAUUAUGGGAAAAGGAAAGAAAAGACUUUCCAAAACUGUGGCCGGGGGAAAAUUCUUAACUGAACAAGGAAUAGAAAUGAUCGCAAAAGAUCAGGUGGAUGCUUUUGAGUACAUAAAAUUAACAAGCUUUUGCACAAGCAGAAUCCAUACAGCUAGAAGUAAAACAAGAAAAAAAUCCUUGAAGCAAAUUGUUCUGCUAAAGGUUUGUGAGGGGCCGCUAGAUGGCGCAGGGGAUAGAGCACCGGCCCUGGAGUCAGGAGGACCUGAGUUCAGAUCCAGCCUCAGACACCUACUCACUAGCUGUGUGACCCUGGGCAAGUCACUUAACCCCCAUUGCCUCACCAAAAAAAAAGAAAAAAAGUUUUGUGAAAGUCCAGGGAAAAGAUGCAGAGGAAAUCAAUACAAACAGGGAGGGACACUGCUUGGGCCUCCCGAUUCAGUAGUAGAAGUGGGAAGCACCGAAGUUACCCAAGAAAUCUUCCUGGAGUAUCUGGCCUCCCUGGGGGAGUCCCUGUUCCGAGGUGAGGCCUACAAUCUCUUUGAGCACAACUGUAACACAUUCAGCAACGAAGUGGCACAAUUCCUGACCGGAAAGAAGAUUCCCUCCUACAUCACAGACCUUCCGUCUGAAGUCCUGUCCACGCCCUUCGGACAGGCCCUGCGGCCCCUCCUGGACUCCAUCCAGAUACAGCCCCCUGGCGGGAACACCUUUGGCAGACCCAAUGGCCAGAGCUAACGGGCCUAGGAGGGAGCACCUCGCCUCACCUCACCGCCGCCGUCGACUCUCCAGGGCUUUUCCUUUUUAAAAAAAC
This is a messenger RNA of Phascolarctos cinereus (koala), 1762 nucleotides long. Lineage: Eukaryota; Metazoa; Chordata; Mammalia; Diprotodontia; Phascolarctidae. The record is from RefSeq and is a predicted model, not a curated record.